Messenger RNA from Lytechinus variegatus (green sea urchin), 1046 nucleotides. It is a transcript of the gene ndufa12, whose product is annotated as NADH dehydrogenase [ubiquinone] 1 alpha subcomplex subunit 12-like. The record is from RefSeq and is a predicted model, not a curated record. The transcript is spliced from 4 exons. NCBI's taxonomy places the organism in Eukaryota, Metazoa, Echinodermata, Echinoidea, Temnopleuroida, Toxopneustidae. Gene Ontology annotation, cellular component: membrane. Gene Ontology annotation, biological process: mitochondrial respiratory chain complex I assembly; response to oxidative stress. The coding region runs from base 151 to 561 and encodes 136 amino acids.
AGGAAUACCAGCACGCACACGAGUUUCGGAAAUUUAUCUCCUGUGCAAUUACAAUGACUGUAUCACAGAAUCGUGAUAAUGUCAUUGGAUGUGCGUAUGAUAUGGGUUGCAUUACAGUGGUAUAUCCGCAACACGUUGUUAUUCUGAAUUAUGGCGUCGACAAUACGUGGGAGGUUCUUCCAAACUAUCAAAGAAUGUGGUGGUAUAAGGGGAUCAUUCUGGAAAUUACUAAGGGGAGAAGAUCUUAAGGUUGGUGCUCUUGUUGGUGAGGACAAAUAUGGCAACAAGUACUACGAGAAUGACAGGUUCUUCUUAGCCAGAAAUAGAUGGGUGCAAUAUCGCGAUGAUCGCUACUGGAAUUAUGAUGCAAGCCUUGUUCCACCAGAAUGGCACAGAUGGCUUCAUAAUAUAACAGAUGAUCCACCCACUAAGGUACCACCCGUCCCUCAAAAGUUCAUCUGGAAAGAACACAAGGAGAAUUUUUCUGGAACGAACAAGGAAUAUGUACCCUACUCAACCACACCGAAGAAGAUUCAUGAAUGGGUCCCUCCGAGGAGUUAGUGCUCAUUUUUCUGAGGAAAUUAACAUAUUUUUAUUUGUGAAAUGGUCAUUAAUUUUCCUGUAUUCGGGAUCAGCUUGUACCUUUACAGAGUAAAUUUUUCUUGAAAACAAUUCUGAAAAUAUUCAAAUUGCAAAACAAAAGUACCAAUUCUAGAAGUGGUUCAAAACUGAACUGAAGAAAUAAUCCAAUAGAAAUUAGAAUUAGUCAAAAUGUGGUGCAGCCCCUUGCUAUGCUGAAGAAUAUUUAACACUAUGAACACCAUCUAAUAUGUGUGUUAUAAAACUUAUCAAGAUCAAGAAGUUACCAAUUUAGAAACUGGUUUAGUUCAUAUUUCCCUCAAAAUAUCCUUCAUUAAAACGUUUUAAUAAUAAGAAAAACACAAAGAAUUGCUCUGUAUGAAAAGGUUACAAGGCAUAAUAUUAUCAUGGAUUUGUUGUACAUACAUAUUUCAUCUGACAGAUGUAAUAAAUAAACUAUAUACUGA